AUGAACGUUGUUUCCCCUCGUCUCCCCAGGGUGAAUGACUGUGUGCUGCGUGUGAACGAGGUGGAUGUGUCUGAGGUGGUCCACAGCCGGGCGGUGGAGGCCCUGAAAGAGGCUGGCCCUGUGGUCAGGCUGCUGGUCAGGAGAAGACAGGCCCCUCCUGAGACCAUCCUGGAGAUCAACCUGCUGAAGGGGCCCAAAGGUCAGCGAUAUAUACUACAUACAUGAAUGAAUCCUCAUUGUGAGGGACAGGAUUUUCUAGGCCCCUAAAACUUAACAAAACCCCUGUUUCCUUGGGAAAUUCUAGUUCAACUCUGAAAUUGGAACAUAAAUUGAGAGUAUUUCCGAGAACUUGAAUUGAAGAUUUUCUGCUAUUUUCUAUUCUUCACUUAGCUGUCUAAAAGGACGUGGAAUUGACCCCAACCCCUAGAGAUCAGCCUGUGAACCAGUACUGACUGUCCUCUGUGUGCUUCUCACCCCCAGGCCUUGGCUUCAGCAUUGCUGGGGGGAUCGGCAACCAGCACAUCCCUGGAGACAACAGCAUCUACAUCACAAAGAUCAUCGAGGGCGGGGCCGCGCAGAAAGACGGACGGCUGCAGACCGGAGACCGCCUGCUAGCUGUAAGACCACAUCUACUCUUGACCUUCGUUCAUUAACUGAGCUUACCCCUGCUUUGAUGUAGCAGAGGUGGUUUGGUGAAGCCAGAGGGAAUGCCUAGACUUAAGCUCAGCAGCCUAACACAGUCUUGUUCCAUACCCAGUCAGUCACACAGAUACUGAGCUCUAAUGGAUGCCCAAGAACACUCUUCAUUCUCUUAUUGUAAUGUUAAGAUAUACUUUAUUUGACUUGGACGAUAGAGUGCUGCUGCUUCCACAUAAAUACAUAGCAUCAAUUGACACAAAACCCCAUCAUACACACCCCCUCCCCACCCACACAAAAAGUGAAUAAGUUCAUGUCAGGCAAGGCUGUGACUAGCGGGCAGUUCCACAUGAUGAAGGCCUACAGUUUAUAUCUGUUCAGCCUGCAUAUAGGCACCAUGUAGCCUCCUCGAUGGCAUCAGCUGGAACUCUGCGUUCAGUGCCUGUCUGAUGAUGGUCUCCUGGAAAAUGUCCUGGAGAGAGGAGGGAAGUAUCAUGCCUAUAAUCUUCCCUGCUGUCUUGGCCAGUCUCAAGAUUUAGGCUUUGAGCGAUUGAUCUCCGUAGUCCCGUAGUGCUGGGAGCUCCUUCCUGGUGUAUGUCCAUGAAGCCCGAUCACCCUGUGCCAAGUGCAGCAUCGUAGCAGUGGAACAUUGCGUGACGCUGAAUAUAAUCAGCCAUGUUAGUAGUAGUCCAGUAAUCCUUGCCAGUCACUCGUGCGUUAAAUGCAAAAUAGUGUGCAUUACUUUCCCUAGUUUGUGACAAAACAAACAAACAAAUAAAGUUGGGCAGUACUCGUGUCCAUGGCUGCUUGCAGAGCAGUGCCAGAGUUCUUUUUUAUGUGGUCUUUACUCUCCAUCCCCACCUACAUUCAUACCCUGCACACAUCAGGACACUGCCACUUUGGUGGGUGCCUCUCUGUGCCCAUCCCUGGCCGUUCCUCAAGAGAGCCAGGCGAGGCGACACUCAUCAGCGUUUAUUUCCAUGUGUGUGAUUGAUACGGUGCUGGAGACGGGGCACAAACAGCCCGGCUGCUCCCCGGGCAUAUUCUGUGCCACACUGGUAGAACAUAAAGAGAACCACCUGCCAGGCUGA
Coregonus sp. 'balchen' is the source of this 1727-nucleotide messenger RNA. NCBI's taxonomy places the organism in Eukaryota, Metazoa, Chordata, Actinopteri, Salmoniformes, Salmonidae. The record is from the annotation of a GenBank genome assembly.